AUGUCAUUCCCAUUGCUCCCUGUUGUAUCGCUGCCGACGGAGAUUGAAGCCGUUUCGGUUGUUGGUCAGGCUCUUACUACCGUGGAAAGCGUAGACAAACACUUUUUGGACUCUUAUCCGGCCCAUGUUGACGUUUUCGUUGAUUUGAGAUCACUGCAAAUCGACCCUAUCGACGUGCUUAACGCUGGUGUCAAGCAGAUUGUAGUAGACAAGGCAAAGUUUGAUGACCUUACGUCGUCGGGUAUCCCGGAAUGGAGAUUGAUACUUGCUGAAAAUACUUCAUUUCCUAAAGAGGCUUCGAUUUUGGUGACGAAACCACUCUCAGAAGACGAUUUUAAGCGUUUAAGUGAUGAUGGAAACAGACCAAUUUACUUGGAAAAGACGUUUACUGAAGAGGAAGCCAUAGAUUCUGCCAAAAAAGGAUACAUUCCCGUGAUUUCAGCAAGCAAAUUGAGUAAAACAAAGGCUGCAAAUUCCAUUUUCAUUGGUGAAAUAUUCACCAGCACACUCACCACUGAUCGUUCCGAUGGACUUUUCACCACCUUGGUAGUGGCACCUCCUCCUACUAACUCGGCUUUGGGUGUGGUGUACUCUUCUGUUGCUUCGAUCCACGCAGCAAUUGCUGAUGGAGAAGGCGUGUACCAAUCUCGCAAACGUCGAGAUGAAUUAUGGUACAAGGGAAAAACCAGCGGAGCCACGCAAAAAUUGCUUCGUGUUGAGAAGGACUGUGAUUCUGAUGCUAUCAAAUUCGUUGUGGAAACGAGACUGGGUUACGGUUUCUGCCACUUGAACAAGAAUUUUACAUGCUACAAAGAUGGCCAACUUGCUGGCGAUGCUUGUGGUUCUGGUCUCGCCAAGCUUGAUAGUACUUUACUUCUGAGGAAGGAGUCUGCUCCCGAGGGAUCGUACACGAAGCGUCUCUUUGAAGACGACAAGCUUUUGAUUGCAAAGCUCAAAGAAGAAUUGGACGAACUUAUUGAAGCAGGCCAGAAAAAGAAUUCUGCUGAAGUUGCGUUUGAGUGUGCUGACCUUUUCUAUUUUGCAUUGACCUGGUGUGUCAAGCACAACGUUAGUCUUGCUGAUGUUGAGCGGAACUUGGACAUCAAAAGUUUGAAAGUUACGAGAAGAAAAGGCGACGCCAAGCCCGCUUACCUUGAAAAGUCCGACAAAAAAGCUGAGGAAAAGACUGAUAAUUCAAUUCCUUACAAAAUGGAGGCGGUCAAGAUCGACGAUGUGGAGGCAGACAGCGACAAGCUCGCCAAGACUCUUGCUAGACCGGUGCAGAAGACAGCUGAUAUCAUGAAACUUGUGCUUCCUAUCAUUGAGAAUGUUCAAAAAAACGGCGACAAAGCUUUGUUAGAAUUGACAGAAAAGUUCGAUGGGGUGAAAUUGGAGACUCCAGUAUUACGUGCUCCAUUUCCUGCUGAUGCCAUGAACAUUUCCGACGACAUGAAAGAAGCCAUUGACCUUUCUAUGAGCAAUAUCGAAAAGUUCCACGCUGCACAAUUGCCCAAAGAAAAGAUAAUGACUGUGGAAACUUCUCCUGGAGUCUUUUGUUCGAGGUUUGCCAAGCCAAUUGAAAACGUUGGUUUGUACGUUCCUGGCGGAACUGCCGUAUUACCUUCUACGGCAAUGAUGUUGGGAGUUCCAGCAAAGGUUGCAGGUUGCUCUAACAUAAUUAUAGCUUCUCCUCCUGCCAGAGAGACUGGAAAAUUGACACCUGAGGUUGUGUAUGUGGCUCACAAAUUAGGUGCCAAGGCUAUACUUAUGGCUGGAGGUGCCCAGGCUGUCACCGCUAUGGCUUAUGGAACAGAAAGUGUGGUCAAAUGUGACAAGAUUUUGGGACCAGGAAACCAAUUUGUCACCGCUGCCAAAAUGUACGUUCAGAACGAUACCCAGGCCUUGUGUUCCAUUGAUAUGCCUGCUGGACCUUCUGAGGUUCUCGUGAUAGCAGAUAAGCAUGCGGAUGCUGACUUUGUAGCGAGCGACUUGCUUUCACAAGCUGAACACGGAGUCGACUCCCAAGUAAUUUUAAUUGGCGUUGACUUAUCUGCAGCCAAAUUGGCUGAGUUUGAAGAAGCUGUCAAGAGACAUGCUGAGGUACUUCCUAGGAAAGAUAUUGUGGCCAAAUGCUUGGCUCAUUCUUACAUUUUGUUGGUGGAUAGCUACGACAAGGCAUUUGAAUUGUCAAACAAAUAUGCUCCAGAACAUUUGAUUCUUCAAAUUGAAGACGCCGAAUCGUUUGUUCCAGACAAAAUUGAAAACGCUGGUUCGGUGUUUGUUGGAGCAUUAUCUGCAGAAUCAUGUGGUGAUUAUUCUAGUGGUACGAACCAUACGUUGCCUACUUAUGGUUAUGCCAGACAAUAUUCUGGUGUGAAUACUGCUACAUUCCAAAAGUUCAUUACUUCGCAAAAAGUUACCGAGCAAGGCUUGAAGAGCAUUGGAAAGGCAGUUAUGACGCUCGCGGCCGUAGAGGGUUUGGAGGCUCACAGAAAUGCCAUUCAAGUAAGAAUGGAUAAGUUGGGGUUAAGUUAA
Meyerozyma guilliermondii ATCC 6260 is the source of this 2535-nucleotide messenger RNA. It is a transcript of the gene HIS4, whose product is annotated as trifunctional histidinol dehydrogenase/phosphoribosyl-AMP cyclohydrolase/phosphoribosyl-ATP diphosphatase. Gene Ontology annotation, biological process: L-histidine biosynthetic process. The transcript has a single exon. The record is from RefSeq and is a predicted model, not a curated record. Lineage: Eukaryota; Fungi; Ascomycota; Pichiomycetes; Serinales; Debaryomycetaceae. Bases 1 to 2535 code for a protein of 844 amino acids. Gene Ontology annotation, cellular component: cytoplasm. Gene Ontology annotation, molecular function: metal ion binding; phosphoribosyl-ATP diphosphatase activity; histidinol dehydrogenase activity.